Messenger RNA from Mytilus californianus (California mussel), 4491 nucleotides. RefSeq names its product peroxidase-like protein. NCBI's taxonomy places the organism in Eukaryota, Metazoa, Mollusca, Bivalvia, Mytilida, Mytilidae. The record is from RefSeq and is a predicted model, not a curated record. The transcript has 12 exons. Gene Ontology annotation, biological process: response to oxidative stress. Bases 223 to 2751 code for a protein of 842 amino acids. Gene Ontology annotation, molecular function: peroxidase activity; heme binding.
AUGAAAGAAUUAGGUCUAAGACUGGUGAAUUAAACAGGGUGUCGCCCGAAACCUACAAGGAAGUUAUCAAGGAUGCAUUAAUACAUUUCGUGCUGCCUGGCUGCCAUAUUCCUUGACGUUACAGUUUUAUAAAUAGAUAAGUAUAAAUUGGCCGCUGUAUAAAUGGUUUUGAAUUUCAAAUAGAGUUAAAACGGUCCAAACGGUCUUAUAUAAAACGUGAACAUGUGGAAAUCCGUUUUUGUGACCAUUCUUGUCUUUUCUUUGUCCAAUGGAAACAUAUUGAAUGAGAAAUAUGGCAUCCAGAAAGCAAUUACUAUUGGUCCUGUGAGACACUUUUUACAAGAAACAACGAGAUUUGAACCAUUUAAAGUACCAUCUCUUUCAAUAAUCAAGAUACUUAAAAAAGAUUCGGAAAAUGAAAUGAAUUUAAUAAUGGAAGGAAAUUUAGAUGCCCAAAAAAGAGGCAUCGAUACGCCGGACGGUAACACGACUUCAAUGUUUGGACCACAUCUAAUUACACGAAAGGAAUCAGUUGUUGUACACCAACAAGGAUUUUUUUAUGGAGACAUUGUGCAUCGUGCGAUAGAAUAUGCAACUGGAGAUUACAUUAUCACCACUAGACACCAAGAACCGGUAACUACGACUACAUCUGGAAAAGAUACUACGGUAACUAUGACUACAUCUGAAAAAGAAAAGGCGACAACUCCAUCGCAAAAUACCAUUCCAACAACGGAGAAAGAAUUACAACGAGGCAAGCGAAGUACAAAAGUAUUAUUGUCAGAAACAGACAGGGCACAGAUAGAUCGGUUCAUAUCAGAACUCCCAGAUCCAAGACUCUUAGAUCUUCCCUGUCCUUUUAGUUUCAUUGAAUGUAGCGCAUCUGCGAAAUACCGGACUAUUGAUGGAUCGUGUAAUAACCUGGACCAUCCGUAUUGGGGGAAAUCAUUCACUCCAUUUGACAGAUUCUUAAAACCCGAAUUUGCUGAUGGAGCACAAGAACCAAGAAAAUAUGGCAAACUGAAUGUACCAUUAGAGGGUCCACGUGAGAUUAGUAACUUUGUACACACCACAAGCACACUUGCCGAUCUGGAUCCACCAAUUAGCUCCUAUAUGAUGACAUUUGGGCAAUUCCUGGACCAUGAUAUAACAAAAACAGCUUUAUCUAAAGGAGCAUAUCCUUUUAAUUUAGACUGUUGUAAUCCUAAUAGACAACAGAAUCCCAGGAACCCAGAUUGCUUCACGUUUACUAUACCUGGUGACGAUCCUUACCAUCGGGAUAUACUCGGAAACAAUAGAAGAUGCAUGAAUUUUGUCAGGUCUCAAGCGGCAUGUGACCUUGGUUGUAAUUUUGGUUAUCGAGAACAGUUUAAUGAACUGACACAUUACAUCGAUGGUUCUGGUGUUUAUGGUUCUACUGUUGCAGAGUUAAAUACAUUGAAAGACCCUAAUGAUAAUGGAAUGAUGUUGGUUUCGUCGGAUGAUAAGCUGCCACUUGACUUCAAUGAUCCUAGUUGUACCUCGGAUAUGAAUAAGGCAUGCUUUAGAGCAGGUGAUGUACGGGCCAAUACACAACCCGCGCUCAGUUCCCUACACACUAUCUGGGUACGAGAGCACAACCGAAUUGCCCAGCAUUUCAAAAAUAGCCCCGAAUGUUACAAUUGGACUGGACAACAAAUUUUCGAGGAAACUAGACGCUACGUUGCGGCUGAAAUUCAACACAUCACCUAUAAUGAAUUUUUACCAAAACUACUAAGUGAGGAAAUCCGUGAACAGUUUGGUUUGGUACCAUUAUGGGAUGGGCAUUUCACUGACUAUGACCCAACCGUGCGGCCAAUGAUCCGAAAUUCAUUUUCAACGGCAGCAUAUAGAAUGGGACAUAGUUUAAUAAGGGAUAAGUUUAUCUUUCCCAACAGUGAGUUUGACCUUCACGUGCAUUUGAACAAACCGGACUUAUUAUACGAACCGAGUGGAAUAGAACGUUGUACACGAGGUAUGUAUGAAAAUCACGCACAAAAAAUAGACGAGAAGAUGACGAGAGAAAUCACUUGGAAACUGUUUGAAACAAUGGCAGGAAAUGGCGGGGAUUUGGCAUCUUUCAAUAUUCAGCGAGGUCGUGAUCAUGGACUUCCGCCAUACACUACGUGGCUACACUGGUGCACAGGGAAAACGGUCAAAGCUGACAAUUUUAACCCAGGUGUAGAAGGUGGUCUUUUUUAUCAUAGUUUAAAUGCCGCGAAAAAACUGAAUAAAGCUUAUGCAUACACUUGUGAUAUAGAUUUGUUUCCUGGAGGUAUAUCGGAAGAUCCUUUACCAGGCAGCAGAUUAGGGCCAACAUUUACAUGUAUACUAGCUUUACAGUUUAGAGCUCUUAAAUAUGGUGAUAGAUUCUUCUAUGAGGGGAAUACUCCACUGAAUCCGCAUCCAUUUACACCACAAGAACUUGAAGGUUUCCGCCCAAUAACAAUGGCAAAGAUAAUAUGUGAAAAUACUAAUAUUGAACAAAUACCACAAGAUGUAUUUUUAGAACCUUCAGAAAGCAAUCCAUUUCGAAAUUGCUCCGAUCUUCUCGAUAUCUGUUUCCCUAAGAAUGGUGGAUGGAGCGACUGGAAAGAUAGUUGUUGUAGUAACUGUUGUACCAGACAACAAUACCGAUCAUGUGACAAUCCUCCGACAAAUGAAUGCGGGAAACCAUGUGAAGGAUACGAUUUCAGAUACCAAAACACGUGUCCCUAUGGCGAAGGAAAUGGAUGAUGCUGUCAAUACGGUGGUGGUCAUUAAGAUGGAGGAAGCUAUCAUUUUCAUAACCAUCACGAUGGCCAUUAGUUUCUUCAUCUUGUAAACAGUAGAUUGAGAUAAUUAUUUUCAAAAAUCUAUAGUAAGAUUAAACACUUUAUAUAUCAUUUGUUAAUUUUAACCACUUUCAUUUUAAACUAUAAUUUUCAUAAUUUUAGACAGGUAACGAUAUAAAGUCACAUUUUGGGAAAUAGGAAUUAUGUAAUUGUGCUAAAACUAGGUUUGUAACUCUAUCAAGCAAAGCUGACCAUAGAUAAUUUUGGUUUUUCUUUUUACACCUCUUUGGUUUUUAAGCUCCCUGACGUAUUAUAUUUUUGACUUUUCAAUCUUUGAGUCAAGCACGUAACUGAUAAAGAUUAUUCUAGAAACACGUGUUGGUUGCAAGGAAAUCAUAUCAUUUGGUUCCUCUUAGAUUUUUUGGAAACCUUUUGUGACCUGACAGCUUUGUGUGAACCAGACUGAAACAUAUGACAUAGAAAAACCUUAUUUUAGCUAACCAAUGAAUAUUAAACUGUUUUCAAUGUGACUGAAUGGGUCUCAAUUCCUGGGCUGAAAGCGAAACCAGAAGCGUAACUUUCAUUGCCUCAUUGCCUCACUAAAUUUUUUACCAAAACAAUUAAUAAGAAGAUAAAAUGUACAAUUUGUGAUAAAAGAUACAAUGUUGAUACAAAUAUCGGUUAGCAAGGGACAGACACAUGUAUAAUAGAUACCACUAAAACUGACAUUAUUAAGAUCCCGUUUUCAUUGAAAACACAUUUGUUACGUUUGGUCGACGUGUUGUAUGACGCAGAUUUAAUUCAUACGGAGGCUUUAAAAAAAGAAUGCAAAAUGAAACUAGCUGCAUUAUCUUUUGAUUUCACUUUUACCCCUAUACUUAAACGGGUCUCUCACUAAAUAACUAAAGUUUGGUGAGUAUGUUGAUCGCAACUAUCCCUUUCAACUUGAAAUAAACUAUACCAAAUAUAUAGUGAAGUCUGUUUCUUAUCUUGACUUAUAGAUAUUUGACAGAAUGGCUAUGACAAACGAGCUGAUUUUUAUUUGCACAUUGUAAUCAUUCCAUUUCUGUAUUGAAACAUUAUUAAGGCACCAUAAUAUGGAGUACAUAUCUCCCAGUUUAUAUAUAUAUUCAACAGCUUAUUUUUCUCAUUAAAAUUCAUGAAAUAGAUUUACUGUUUCCAAUGGAGUUGCAAAACCAGGGGUUCUUAUUGUAAAUUUUUCGGCAACACAUUUUUCUGACGCCACAGUCAUGGAAUAUUUGUUUCGCAUUUGGCCAAGGAUGUUUAAUUGUAUCCACAACGCUGUCUUCUCAAAGUUAUGGCAUCAUGAUAACCGGUUUUUGAUUGCUUUGAGCAUCACGAUGGGUGGCAUUUCAAAUGUAUGAGCAUUAUUUAACUAACUUUAGUAAUUGUGUCGGUCUAAUCUAAACGUUUUGAAUAUGUUAAAAUCAAAUUGAAUGUUUUAGUCUAAAAUUUUUACCUAUAUUUUACAGUGUUUUAUAUCAUGAUUUGCGUAACAUACCUAUUCGAUUUGUCAAUUAUUUUUCUUUGUGUAUGCUUAGUCAUGUUUUUCGAUUCUUCUUUUGCUGAUUUCUUAUUUCAGUACGAUUAAUUAUUGUAAUGAAUAUUACUUAACAAACUUCUAAUAUUUUCGUUUUUAAAAAAGAUAAACUGUAUGAAAUAUUAAAACUGUACAAAGAUA